Molecule: messenger RNA, 822 nt
Organism: Aspergillus wentii DTO 134E9
Lineage: Eukaryota; Fungi; Ascomycota; Eurotiomycetes; Eurotiales; Aspergillaceae
Exons: 4
Coding region: 1-822 (273 amino acids)
Source: RefSeq, a predicted model, not a curated record
AUGAAGACUUCUCUUCUUUCUCUCCAGCUGCUGGCCAGCUGUGCUGCUGCUCUUCCCCAUGCAGAUCACAAACGUGACAACACCUCCUGGAAUCCCCCGUCCAACUUGGUCACCCCAUUGAACGAGGUCUGGAAACACGAAAUGUCCACGUACAGCGACCCCCUCGGCUUCAAAAACUACGGCUUCGAUCAGGUCAUCGACGGCAAGGGCAAAAUCAACUACUGUGUACGCUGGGAGUCCGAUGGAAGCGUCUCUCUUGCCCAGCGUGAGUCCGUUGAAAAAGUCAUUCGUCGUUCGUACAAUCAGUGGAUUGCCAAGUUGGCUGGGUUUGACGGGUGGCCGUAUGAGUCUGCUGAUGUGAAUGUUGUUGGGUGGGCGGUUAAGGAUGAAUCCCUUUUACAAGGGGAUACGUCUGGGAUUCAGGUUUAUACCGAUACGGAUGAUGAUGGGGCGCCCCAGUGUGCGCCUGCUUGUGGAAGGUUCUUUCAUCAGGAUGGAGAUUAUGCAAGUUGUGAUGCUGGGGCUGAUCGUCACUAUGACCAGAGUUUAUGGUUGACAGCCGGCUUUGAAGGAGGAGCAGGAGGCGAUUGGGGCCAGCGAGUGGGCAGUGACUACUUUAUGCAGAAUAUGGACAGUGACAAUAUGCACAUCUAUCUCCAUGAAGUUGGACAUACAUUUGCUCUUGAUGAUUUCUACGAUUGGACUCCCACCGGACAGACCAGCUUCAUCAUGAACGCUGGCAGUGCGACUGAAAUCACCGAGUUCGAUACGUGGAUGGUUCGUGACUGGUGGAGGCAUCUGAAGUCGAGAUAUUCUCUGUAG